CAAGAAAAUAACUACAUGUCCCAGAAGUCAACACCAGGAAGCGUGAUUUGCGGGUUGGUUUCAAAGUUUCAGUUUCAGAGAGCCGUGCAGCAAUGUCGCUGAACGUGGUGAAAUCAAACCUGACCUCCCUGAAGACCUGCCAGCCUGACAUCAGUAUAGGCAUGGACAUUGUGACUAAUGUGGCCCUGGAUUUACAAGAGAACGGAGGCAGCGAGGAAGAUUUCAAGAAGCUGGAGCAAAUGAUGCUGAACUGUGCAAGAAUGGAGAGAGAGAUCAACUAUUUUGUAGCAGCAGUGGAAGAAGUGACCUCACAGGUGAGGCAGGAUGACCCUGAGGGCUUGUCUAAAUUGACGGGCCUCGUAAAUCAAAGGUUUACUGACCUCCAGGCUGCUGCCAAGGACUCGCAGCUACACAAGCACAAGAAGGUGGUCCAGCUGAAAGAGACUCUGAAACGUAGCAAGGUGACAGUAGAGGCCACAGAGGAGGAGCUGGACGAAGACAUUGCUGUGACCCAAAGCCAGGUCAAUCCCACCUGCCCCAUUACCCAGGUGGACAUGGUUAAUCCAGUAAAGAAUAAAAAAUGCAACCACUACUACGAACAAGAGGCCGUGCUUGACAUGAUCAGGAGCAAGCAACAUCAGAAGAAGAAACUGCGGUGCCCUGUUGUUGGAUGUGGUAACACUGAUGUAACAAAGUCAGACCUGGUGCCAGAUCCUACAAUGAAGAGGCUCAUUCAGAACCAGAAGAAGCUCAGCACAAAGUCACAAAUGUGAGGCAGGAACCUGCACAAACGAGUGUGCAGAAGGCUUUGUUUGAAACAGGAGCAAGCUGCUGGAACCAGUGCCCUUUCACCAAUAGUCUCGGACAGUUUGAAACAGAGGGAAAGAGCUGUCAGUUCAGUCACAUAAUGGAACUCUAAGAGGAGGCAAGCAGUAUUGGAUGGACACGAAAAAUGUCUGCUUUAAGCAUUGUAUGCUUGGUGUAAUUCGUGUAAUUUGAGGCCUGGCAGUCAUGUAAAAAUCACAUCGGGAAAACACAGUGGUACCCCAUCCUGUUACUUACAUUAUCAUCAUCAUUUGGUUGCCAAAAUUUAUUUUUUUGCAGCGUCCCAGCUGUCUGAGUGAAUUUAUAAAAGAUGGAAUUCCAAGACUUAAAACAAAUUUGUAUAAACUCUGUUUUUAGCACUCUGCAGUGCUUUUUGACAUGAGUUAAUAAGCAGUUCAAAAGUUUCAUGUAUUAAAAAUGGACACUUUGUUCAACGACACCCCACUGAGCCUUCUUAGUCAUUAGCUGUGAUUGUACAGAGAUCUGUGUUAGUGUCAGCCUUGUGUUGCAUAUUCUAUCAAAGAUCACUCUUCACCAUCUGAUUAAUGCAGACCAAUCCCUUUACGGUCAGACUAAUAGAAUUGUCCUGUUUCAAAGAAAUUCCUUUAUAAAAAUGCAGGUUACUAAGUUUGCACUUAAUAGUUAUGAGUAAUGUGUAAAGGUAAUGUUGAGCCUACGGUAAACUUCAUUACUUGUUUCCAUUUAAUUUACCCAUGCAUUUCAUUGUUUAAAAAGAGAAAUAAGAAAACAGUUGACUUUUAACAUCCCCAAUACUAUUUGCAGAUAUUUCCUCUGUUUAAAUCUCCCUUGGCUGAUAAUUAAAAAAACAGGGAAGAGCUGAGUUUCAGAGGACCCGUUGACAUUAGAUGUGAGAUUUUUUCUUUCAAAACAGAAAACAAUUGUUUCCUUAUUUUUAAGUUUCUUACCACAUCACGCCAUAUGUCAUUUGCAUUAAUGAAUGAUUCAGAACACGAAAAUGUGUUUUUUUUAACUGAUUAAAGUAAGUUAACAAAAAGUCACUGAUUAUUUCUGGCCCCUGGCCAUGCAGCUUUUUAAACAAAAGAUGACAGACUGAAAGUAACAGCUUUGAAAAUGAAAGUAGCACUGCCUUCUUAUCUAAAGGAAAGACAGACCUGUUUCACAGUGGUUAUGCUGCAUGACAGAGAUGUGCUUCAGUUUGUGAGUCAACAGUGAAAAAAGGACAAAAAUGCACGAUGUCUAAAAUUAGAUGUAUAAUCUGUUGUGUACUGUGCCUUGUACUCCAUUCAAUACUGAUUGAUUCCAUAACCAGCUGUCAGCUUAGUACUGUGGAUUUUGUGUGUGCUCAGAAAUUAGCAAUAGUGACACAAAAAAUCAUUUUUAUUAAUUUUGCAUUUGUUUUUUAUUGUUUCAGUUCUGUUUCUGUUUGAUUUGAUAUGUUCGCAAAUGCACGUUCACCUGUUCAGAAUGUUUUAGAUUUUUCUGACCCAUUAAAAAAAAAAAAUAAUAAUAA
Molecule: messenger RNA, 2317 nt
Organism: Lepisosteus oculatus (spotted gar)
Lineage: Eukaryota; Metazoa; Chordata; Actinopteri; Semionotiformes; Lepisosteidae
Gene: nsmce2
Product: NSE2 (MMS21) homolog, SMC5-SMC6 complex SUMO ligase
Biological process (GO): protein sumoylation; double-strand break repair via homologous recombination
Cellular component (GO): nucleus; Smc5-Smc6 complex
Molecular function (GO): zinc ion binding; SUMO ligase activity
Source: RefSeq, a predicted model, not a curated record